Archocentrus centrarchus (flier cichlid) is the source of this 4298-nucleotide messenger RNA. Its product is annotated as G-protein coupled receptor 22. Gene Ontology annotation, cellular component: plasma membrane. The record is from RefSeq and is a predicted model, not a curated record. NCBI's taxonomy places the organism in Eukaryota, Metazoa, Chordata, Actinopteri, Cichliformes, Cichlidae. The coding region runs from base 559 to 2247 and encodes 562 amino acids. Gene Ontology annotation, biological process: cellular response to hormone stimulus; G protein-coupled receptor signaling pathway. The transcript is spliced from 2 exons. Gene Ontology annotation, molecular function: G protein-coupled receptor activity; peptide binding.
UCCACCCUCCGCUUUGCAGAUCACCGUAUUGGUCGCUGGGAUGGAGCGGCGACUGCGUUCCAGCGAGCGGUUAGCGCAUGAUCAUGCGUUUGGCCGGUCCUUGCGUGGGAUGCUGUACAAGUCAGUGGAAUAAAAGUGGACAGGUGUAGCGCGCCUUGUUGAAUUGGAGAUUCUAAGAAAAACGCCAAGACACUGUCAUCUUACCUUAUUCGUGAGCGCACAGCAGCCACUGGCUGCGUCCAGUAUCUGCAGCCGUGAAGGGUUUCCCCCCCUCCCGCUGUAAUAUUUAUGACAAAACGGAGGCAAAUUAUUCUGGUCACGUUUUUGGCUGACAGCCGGCUGUCCUGGAGAGCGCUGGAGUGAAUCGGGGGUCCAGUGCUCGAGAAAGCGCAGCGCACCGACACCUGCAGUAGGAUGUAAAGGGAAUUCCCAUUAACCAAGCUGAUACAACCACAGCUCCUCCAUCGCUGUCUCAAUUUGAGCCAGAGGAAAAGGGAACAGAACAUGAUCAGGUACGGCGGCAUCUGUUGCUAUGUGUAAAGGACUGCUGUGGCGUCAAUGGAGACCGAAGGCUAUCGUGACCUCCUGGAGACCAGUGAUGGCCAGGGGGUAGGCCUGCUGGAUGGAGGGGGUGAAGUGGGUGUGGAGGAGGGCUGGAGCACACCCUACCCUCUGGGAUUCCAGGUGUCUCUGACCACUGUGCUGAUGCUGGAGCUUGUGUUAGGCUUUAGCAGCAACCUGACCGUACUUGUGCUCUACUGUGCUCAGUCCAAUCUGGUGGAUUCAGUCAGCAACCUGGUCACAGUCAACCUCCAUGUGCUCGACAUACUGGUCUGCGUGCUGUGUGUGCCACUCACUGUGGCUGUGAUCCUGCUACCACCGAAUGAAAAUGGAGUUAGCAGCCUGGCCACACUUUGCUGCUUUCAUGAGGCCUGUGUGACGUUCACCAGUGUGGCUACGGCAGUCAACGUGUUAGUAAUCAGUUUGGACCGAUACGACAUCUCAGUGCGUCCAGCCAGCCGUCUGCUGACCCCCAGACGUGCCGCGCUGCUCCUGGCAACAGUGUGGGCUGUGUCGCUGGCUGUUUUCUUCCUGCCUUUUCUUGAGGGGGACUUCUUCUCAUCAAGGGCUGAGGAUGGUGAACACGAGGAGCUGGAUAGGCAGAGCAAUGACUCUCAGCUCGUCACUGGACAGACCACCAUUUUUUCCUCCCUGUCACCUUCCUUAUUACCCCCAACUACACCACCAUCCCCUUCACAACACCUGCCUCCAGUAUGGCAGAACAGGACAUUGCUUUGUGUUGGAGGGCAGGGGUAUUACACAGGCUUGGCUAUGUAUUACCAUUUGCUCCUCCAAGUGCCCUGCUUCUUUAUCGCAGUGGCAGUGAUGUUGUUCACAUACUCCCGGAUCCUACAGGCCCUCAAUAUCCGCAUUGGCUCUCACAUGAUGAGGAGUACACGUGCUAAGGACUCCACCUGCAGGAUACGCUGCAGGAGACAGAGGAAGAAGGACUUGAGCCUGCCUACAGAGGUAGUGUCCUCCAACCAGAACCAGAACCUCAGCCAUCCUUCCCUCGUUCCCUCACCCACCCCUACACCGACAUCACCCCCGCCACUCUCCUCCAUGCCCCAAGGAAUGUCUGACAGUGGAGCAACAGUCACUACUGUCAGCACUGCUGCGACCACCCCCAUCGCAACCACACCUGCUACCCCUGUUUCUCCAACUCCACCUUCAGCCUCAGCUCAGACCCACGCCAACACACCUCUGCCUGCGUCCUCCAUGGGUGUACAGGCCUCAGUUUCUGCCAUUAUCGCUUUGCGGCGAGCAGUGCGGAGGCACAGGGACCGUCGGGAACGUCAACGUCGCGUCCUAAAAAUGUCCCUAAUCAUCAUAUCCACAUUCCUUGGCUGCUGGGCUCCUCUGUCUGCAGUCAAUGUUUUAAUCCUGUGUAUGGGUCCAAGCGACAGCCUGGUGCGGCUCCGUCUGUGCUUCUUGGCGAUGGCUUAUGGAACCACCAUCUUUCAUCCUCUGCUUUACGCUUUCACCAGGCAGAAACUGCGCCGUGCACUCAAAACACGCGUUAAGAAAAGGGUCGUUUCACUUCUGCAAGUGGACCCGGCUCCAAGUGGGGGGACAGUUAUUCAUAACUCUUGGGUGGAGGGAGGAGGCCAGAGAAAGAAUCGCAAGUCACGCGUGGAGGCCAGUGAUGGCACUGAUCGAUGCCUCACAGAGGCAGUGCGGGAAUGAGGCUGGUCUUCAGGGCUGGUCUUCAGAGUGUGGAUGUGUGAGUAAGUGUGUGAAUUUGAAGAACUAUAUGUAUCUUACCAAGAUGGAUUGUAUAGAUGGAGUGUAAUGAUCCAUGGGGUAUGAGGAAAACUGACAACCAGCGAGCUUAUAAAGGUCAGGAGAAAUUCCACGGCCUCUUGGUCCAUGCAGAUGAGGAGACACAUGAGCUCUAAUUAGAGUCUGCUCUCUUCUCACCUUUCAAAGGCCGUCGUUAGCCCAAUGUAUCUCUGUGGCAAUACUAGUCAAAAAUUUUUAUGACAUCAUAGCCAUGAAUACUCGCGUCCACCCCACAUGUAGGGUAAAGGAUAGAUAAACACAAAUACAUACAGUACAAUGUUGCUCCUGCGUGCACUUUCAACUUGCAUGUGCAUGUACAUAUGCACAGAUAGAUACACGCACACUCAUACACUUCCUGCACACUUAUCUAUAUUUAAUCAUUAUCUGUGAAAGCACACCAAUAUCUACCUGCACAGAUAUUCUCAGUGACAAAAAAUAUUAAUGGAAGUCUCUGUUUCCCUUUCUUUCCUUUAUUUUUUCAUGCCUUAAUUGAGUUAUUAGUAUUCUUAUGGUGCUGAUUGUCCUGCUGUAUGUUUACAACAAUGUUUCAACUUAGAGUGAAAGUGUUUGCAUAUAGAGAAUCAGAGGCAGAUAAAUGCAAGCAUUAUUCAAAGUUUACAGGCUCAUACUAAACCAGGAAACUGCAAAAAAAGAUAUGAUUUUCAAUAAGCACCCUAUUUUAGAAUAAUGUGUGCAAGUAAAAAUUAAAAGGCAUGAGUUUUUUUUUUAUUUUAAAUAAACUUUAAUGAUCAUGGUUAUGGAGAAUAUUUGUAUGAUAAGUGUUUGCGAGUAUGCACGUGUGACUGCAAAAGAUGUGUGGUUGCGUAAAUGAACAAAUGUGUGCAUGUGUCAGUGAUUAUGUGCAAUAAAUGAGCAAAGCAAUGACCCGCAGGAUGUGAACAAAGAGAGUUUGAACAUAGACCUUUUGGCCUUCUAUGUAUAUUUAAUGGAAAUGUGAAAAGAAAAGGAUUUAAUCCUCUGAUUAACAGAAAAAAAAGCUGCUGGACAUAAAUGCAAAUGAUACAGAGAAUUUGUCACUAAGUGUAAAUGGUAGGCCACUGCUGAAGAUACUGCUGAAAAAGGAUCAUUUCACUUUUAAAGUGGUAAUUAAAGGGCAAUUUUUAGUGAAAACUUCAAUAUUUAAAAGGCUCUCAAGUCACAGCAGGUUAACGAGCAUGAUGAAUGUAGUUUCUCAAGUUCAUCAUGCUCGUUAACCUGCUGUGAAACAAUGGUGAAACAACCACAGACAUGAGACAUCUCCUUGUGUUAGCUGUUUGUUGCUCUGUAUGGCAGAAUCACUGCUUUUGGUCUAAAGUUUGAAUGACCACAGAGACAGGCAGCCUCUGGAUUGAGUCCCGGACUUGUUACACAAUAUCGGUGUCUCUUUUUCUCCUCAGGGCUUCGUGUCGAAUUCCCAGACUUGCUGGACAAAAAAAAACAAAUAAAAAAAACAAUGAAAAACAAUAAACCAGCCCUCAAUCAACUGUUGUAUUAUGGGUGUUGCAGUAGGUAAAAUUUCUGUCUACUAAGUAUAUAGACCACACUUUUAACUUUGUAUGGACUCAAGACUUAGAGUGCUCCUUCGGAGGGCUUUGGGCUAUCUCCUCUUUCAUUCUCACCCCUUUUACACUAUUUGUGAGCCAGACAGAAGGCGGUAAUUCUUGUGUAUUCAUGUAUAUUUUUCAGGGAUGUAAAUACUAAAGAGUCUGAGUUAGGUUUUAGUCAAAAUAAAUAAAUCUUUUACUUUGGCCACAAUCAUCUGCCGGACAGAAAGUCAGCCAUUGUGAUAAACUCUUGGUGAGCAGGAAGGUUACUGUAAAGAGAAGAUACAUGUAAGUGAAUUUGUGUUAAUACUGUAUGUGUGUACACUGUACUGUACAUUUAUGACGAUGUGUAUAGAGAAAUAUUAGUAUUGUAUAAGAUUUAUAAUAUGUGUUAUUGUAUAGAGCAGAAGA